This is a messenger RNA of Danio aesculapii, 2195 nucleotides long. It is a transcript of the gene tslig3b, whose product is annotated as family with sequence similarity 98 member B. Gene Ontology annotation, cellular component: tRNA-splicing ligase complex. The coding region runs from base 91 to 1149 and encodes 352 amino acids. The record is from RefSeq and is a predicted model, not a curated record. The transcript is spliced from 8 exons. Lineage: Eukaryota; Metazoa; Chordata; Actinopteri; Cypriniformes; Danionidae.
CCGCUGAAGGAGACGCGCGUGUGAAUGAAUUCCUCAGUGUUCAUUAAAGUGAUCGAUGAAUAUUAAUAAGUAUAUCUGGACGCGCUGAAGAUGGAGAGCGAUAUUCUGGACAUCCUGGAGCAGCUUGGGUAUGACGGGCCGCUGACGGAGGAGGCGUGUCUGCUGGCCGAGUGUGGGCGGGGCUUCAGCUCAUCUGAAUAUGUUAAUUUGCUGACGUGGCUCACAAAACAACUGACGCAAUUCACUGAGACACACACACAGGACAAGAUCAUCACAGCAGAUCCUCUAGAGGUGAGCCGGCUGCUCAAGGACUGCUGCUGUCCAUAUGAAGGACUGGCCUCUCGAUUAGCCAAUGGGGACGUGAAGGACACCAGAGACCAUCUCAAGAUCAUCUUGUUUGUGUCGUCAGAGCUUCAGUCGGCUCAGCUGCAGCUCAGUAAAACACUCAGAGAUGCAGAAGAGCAGGAGAUGCGCUCGUCUCUGCAGGAUCUCUCCGUCAUCUGUCACACACUCACACUGCCGGAUCCGGCCGGACGAGACGCAACACACACCUUUACAGACAUCCAGACGCAGGUGAAUGCUCUGCUGGAGAAGCUUCCAGAGACGCACAUCGGAGCUCCAGCGCUGGAGAGAAGCAUCAGUGCAGAGCGAUGGGAGGAGCUGGAGAAGAUCAACAGCACUCUGUCGGCGGAGUACGAGUGCCGGCGGCGGAUGCUCAUCAAACGCCUCGACGUCACCGUUCAGUCCUUCAGCUGGUCAGACAGAGCCAAGGUGAAGAUUGAUCAGAUGGCGCGGGCGUAUCAGCCCAAGAGAUACGCUCUGUCCGUCAGGUCGAGCGUGAGUUUGGCUCAUCUGCUGGCGGCGCGGAGAGACAUCUGCAAUAUGGUGAAGACCAGCAGCGGAUCCAGCCGCCAGAACACCAGCUGCGCCGUCAACAGGAUCCUGAUGGGUCGAGUUCCUGACCGCGGCGGGCGUCCGUCUGAGAUCCAGGCUCCUGCCCCGGAGAUGCCCACUUGGAGGAAGAGAUCCGAUGGAGGAGGGCGAGGGGCAGGACAUAGAGGAGGAGGAUGGCAGACGGGUGGAGGAGACGGCUGGAGGACGGGAAGAUGGAGUCGAGGAGGACGAGGAGGAGGACACUACUAUCACUGACUACCAAACAGCAGAGACACUGGAGGAAACUCUUUUUAAAGUAGCGUGUGUUUGAUUCCUUUAGCUAUUUAACUUGUACAUGAUCAGACUAGACCAUGGAGACGAUGAAGAAUAAAGACAUGAAACACUAUUAGUGAAUAUAUAUUUGUGCUGCAAUGCUGAAAUCACACAACUCACGACAGAUGCAUGAAAUCGGAUGCAGUUCGGUGCCGUUUGAAGCGAGCGAUAAUCUCAUGGUGUGGAUUGUUACAAAUCACAAUGGAGAGAAUCGCCUGUGAAAUAUUUGGCUUGCUAAAUCUGUGGAGCUGUGGGAGAUUCACAAUCCUGCUGAGUGAAUAUGAGCUCUGACUGAAAAACACAUCAGCUAUGACCGACAGCCAAUCACAGAGCUGAUCACACUUCAACCCAUUUCUGGGUGUAUUAUAGACUGAACCAAUUGCUGGGUUAACUUUUUAAAAUUAAAUUUAUAUGACCAAAUUUAACCCAAUGUUUGAGUUUGUCCAUAUUUUACCCAAUUUGGUUUUAGAUUACCCAGCAUUUAUCAACACCAAGCCAAGCAGUGAUUGCCCUGAGCUGAGCAGCACAAUAGUAAGGUGUGUUUUUCUUUGCAUGACGCACUGUAAGUAUUUUUAGUCUUAUUCUUGGUCUUUUCUUUUCCCAAACUAACUUUGAAAUCAAAUUGAUCAUUUCUUAAACGCUUCCCAAACAGGAAGACAUUGGAAUAGGAAGAAAAGCAGCUUCAGCAUCUCUCGUGGUCAUAAUUAAACCAUACUAACAGCAGAAACUCUUAUUAGUGCUGUAGAAUAGUCUGUCUUCAGGUGGUGAAUGUUUGUUGCUUCAAAAAUUGACUCGGGAAGCCAGAGCUAUAUUGACAGAACUGGACUGAUAUGAUCAUAGUGCUGCGUUUAGGACCAGCUGGAGUUUAUUUACUGCAGGGUUUAACAGAUCGUUCAAUUAGCAAAAUUAACAGCAGCACAUUUACUUAUCCAGGUGCAUUCAAUAUAGAAUCAAAUAAUCACAACAAACCAAGUGUAUAAUUAUGAUUU